Paramecium octaurelia is the source of this 618-nucleotide messenger RNA. The record is from the annotation of a GenBank genome assembly. Lineage: Eukaryota; Ciliophora; Oligohymenophorea; Peniculida; Parameciidae.
AUGUUAUAAUUUAUAUCCAAAAGACCUUUCUGUGUUCAACUCAAAGACAUCAACACNAAAAGAAGAAGAAGGAUAGAUUAUUUAUUAAUAAAAAUCUCAUGAGUAUUCAGUAUGGUGCACACUUUUAGAUAAUACAAAUUAAGAUCUAUUUUAUAGUGGAAGUGAUGAUGCUUGUCUCAAUUAUUACGAUGCAAGAAUUGGAUUAUUGAGAAAGGACAGAAAGUAUUUAUAUUUAUACAACAACAAGAUCGCAUUCUUAAGGAAUAACUUACUUAUUAAACGAUGGAGAGCAUAACUUAAUUACAGGGUCUUUUGAUGGCUAUAUUCGAAUAUUUGAUAAAAGAUAACCCAAUUUUCCAACUGAAGAAUACAAAAGAGAAGGAGGAAUAUGGAGAAUUAUAAAAAGAGGAAAUCUAUAUUUGAAUGGACUAUUUUAAGAGCAUAAAUACGAGUUAAUUGAAAUUAACAACAAAUAAGGUAAUUAUCAUAAAUAUCAUAGUUUCAAUUCUUUAGGAAUUUAAAGAGCAUACUUCUCUUGCUUAUGCUAUGGAUUGGUAUAAUAAUCUAAUAGUGACUUCUUCAUUCUAUGAUAAGCAAUUAAGAUCAUAUACUAUUUGA